GGUCAGCCCUGAAUACAGGGGUGAAGUACGACUGUCGAGGAAAAUAUCCAUGCGAUAUCAGUGUUUUGUUGUGGCAGCGGAAUAGGAGAUUGAAGUAUUUGUGUGGAAGCUGUAAAGAAACUUACCCAGAUUCACAUUGAAGGAGCGAAUAGAAACAUCAUGAGUUCCUCUUCCUCGAGCACAGCAUCCGGAUCCGCAUCGUGGGCUGUUGUUGCUGCUCCGCGUUCAGCGACGUUUUCGGAUCUGCUCGUACAAAGCGGCACCAUACGCCAUGCGGACGAAAACGUGGAAAAAACUACAAACAAGAAAAAAACUACGGGCCUUGAGUACAACGAAUGGAUUAGCGCGCUGCAGGAUGCGAACAGCAGGAAUUUCGAAAAGCAAGUUGUGGCUGCCAAGGUGCUCUGCAAUGCAGCUUACUUUUUUUUUGAGCUUGGCAUGUUCAUUCAUCAUGAUUUAUUUUUGUAUGGGAGUGCUUAUCAAGGUCGUUUGCGCAUGAGCAUAUACCGACUGGCUCCCUGACACUGAGGCUCUACCUUUUUAAAACAGGUGAACGCUUGGCAGUUUAGUAUCUUCCGAGGUCGACGGACCAGUGCGACCCUACCGAAACGCCUUCCCGAAGAUGUAGUCGGGUUGGUACAGAAGUUCAUUGGUCCGGCUGCUACCGCCAAACUGCAAACGGUGCCGAACUUGCGCUCAGAGCUCGAGCGUCUGUCGGACGUGGAGCGUGCCCGUGGGUACAAGCGGGUUGUGGAAUACUUCCUCAAGCUGGCGCGGGAAGUUGCCGCCAAGGGUGGGUCUAUCUUGGAGAUCUCACAAGCUACGCACGAGGCCGCGCCGAAAAUGUCGGACGGCUCCACGGCAGACAUCCGCCCGGUAUUUGAAGUGCUAGAAGCGAAGGGUUACAAAGUGCGUGACGCUCGCGGCUGGUAUCGGGAACAUGUCGACUUUAGAACAGACGGCUACCCGCAUCGGCUCGAGUUUAACUUCGACGUCGAUAGCGCCACGUACAUGCGAGAGCUCGUGGACGAACUCGAAGGUGGUCGCGCGUCCAUGAACUCGUCCGAUCAGGUGUCUAGCGACGGGGUCAAUUCCAAGUUCGCCAAGAUCUUUGUCGAUUCUCUGUUAAAAGUGGAAGACGCAGCGUACCAGUAUGUGAUCAAUCUCGUCGAGGAGAAUCUCGCCCGUUCCAGCUUUCGGUUCGUUUUAACCGACGAGAUCUACCAAGGUGCGCCGAAGUUGCCCGAUGGGGGCGACUACCCGAUGUUCCCACGCGAUGUUAGUGAAGUUUCUGGCGGCGAGUGUGAUACUAGGACGAUCGGCCUGUAUAACAGGCUAUGGAAAACGAAAGGUCUCAAUGUGUACUGCCGUAAUGCUCAGUCAUUCCCGAUUUACAUCGAGGUGAUGAUGGGGUCGAUGUAAGAAAAGCACAUCGUAGCUUCGUGCCUGACCCCAACUGCGAAAUCAUGUUAUGAUAAAUCUUUCGCUGGCAAAAUAUGGUGUGUGGGUACUCCUGAUUUCAAACUGCCCAUUCCUUCGUGUGCCGGCGACUGCUGCUUCUUCGCGGAUCUCGUAGACCCGUGUUCUACAUUGUUCAGCUUCGUAACGAUGGAACCGAGCCCAGUACUGAUUCUGCUAAGUCGUGUUGUAAAAGUAAGCUGCAUCGAUAUUGAAAUUGAUGCGCAAUUUGAAGAACAGGACUCGACCGCUCCGCUUUGUGAGAUGGUGCCCUGCUUGGCC
Amoebophrya sp. A120 is the source of this 1740-nucleotide messenger RNA. The record is from the annotation of a GenBank genome assembly. Lineage: Eukaryota; Dinophyceae; Syndiniales; Amoebophryaceae.